Messenger RNA from Rotaria socialis, 1527 nucleotides. Lineage: Eukaryota; Metazoa; Rotifera; Eurotatoria; Philodinida; Philodinidae. The record is from the annotation of a GenBank genome assembly.
AUGGCUACACUCGAUUCCGAUACCCUUCGUCUCCAAUCUCUUGGUUAUAAACAAGAACUAAAACGAAGAUUUACGUGUUUAACUAAUUACGGAAUGUCUCUAUCUGUGAUAAGUAUCAGUUCUGGUCUUUCAUCACUAUUUUCCUAUGGAAUGAUAACAGGUGGUCCUGUUGUUAUGAUAUGGGGAUGGGUUGUUGUUUGGUUUUUUACUCUUUUUGUUGUUUUUGGCAUGGCAGAAUUAUGUUCGGCUUAUCCAACAUCUGGUGGUCUUUAUUAUUGGGCAGGCAUUCUUGUACCGCAGCGACAUAAAGCAUUUGCUAGUUGGUUUACUGGAUGGUUCAAUUUAGUUGGACAAUUUUGUGUCUUAGCUGCAGUCGAUUUUGGCCUUGCAAUAUUAAUUGCUAGCGUUAUUUCAUUCAGUUUAAAUUCGCAAUGGUCACCUCAGCCGUAUCACAUAAUUCUUAUACAUUUAGUAAUCGUCAUCAGUCAUGGUAUAUGUAAUUCAUUAGGAACACGUUUUCUAUAUUGUUUAACAUAUCUAUCGAUAUGUUGGCAAUUAUUAACACCAAUUAUUAUAUCGUUAGCACUUCUUAUUGGUGCUAAGCCAGGUCAUCAAUCAAUAAAAUAUGUUUUUACAGAAUUUAAAAAUGAAACUGGAUGGAAAAAUCAAAUUUAUGUCAUUUUAAUUGGACUUUUACCAGCUCAAUAUAUUUUCAAUCGUUACGAUGCAUCAGCUCAUAUGACAGAAGAAACGAAGCAUGCCGAUACAACUAGUUCAUGGGCUAUGAUUAGUGCCGUCGUGGUUUCGGCUAUGAUUGGUUGGCUCUUUCUUAUCGCAUUGUUCUUUGGUAUCCAUGAUUAUGAGGCUACAAUAAGAACAUCAGCUGGAUUUCCGAUAACACAAAUUUUACUUGAUAAUUUUAGUAAAGAAUUAACUUUAGUAUUUAUGUGUCUACUUCUCGUAGCCUGUUGGUUCUGUGGUUUCGCUUCGGUAACAGCAAAUUCAAGAAUGAUCUAUGCUUUCAGUCGUGAUCAUGCUAUGCCAGGUUCGUAUUGGUGGUUUAAGAUUCAUUCUCGUACAACAUGUCCAUUGAAUGCUGUUUGGCUAUCAUGUCUUAUUGCAUUUAUUCUUGCACUUCCUUAUUUAGCUAAUACAACUACUUAUAUGGCUAUUAUCAGUUUAUCUACUGUUUGCUUAUAUAUAUCGUAUGGUCUGCCUAUUUUAUGUAAAAUUCUUUAUCCACAUACAUUUCUUCGUGGCCCAUUUCAUCUUGGAAGAUUUUCCAGAUUUAUUAAUGUAAUAUCACUUAUUUGGAUUAGUUUUAUCGUUGUUCUUUUUGCUCUUCCAACAAUCUAUCCAGUUUCUGGUGUAACAAUGAAUUAUACGCCAAUCGGUGUACUGAGUGUACUUAUAUGCAGUGGAUUUGCCUACUUUUGUUCAGCAAAAUAUUGGUUUGAAGGACCAGUGACUAAUUUAACUUUCAAUUAUAAUAAAGAUAAACUUGAUUUUGUUGUAAAAAAUUUCUAA